Saimiri boliviensis boliviensis (Bolivian squirrel monkey) is the source of this 2972-nucleotide messenger RNA. Lineage: Eukaryota; Metazoa; Chordata; Mammalia; Primates; Cebidae. The record is from RefSeq and is a predicted model, not a curated record.
CAUGAGCCACCAUGCCCAGACUGGUUUUGCUUAGAAUCCACCCUUUGCCCCACCUCUCCCAGGAGUCUAUGAGGAGCCGUCUAAUCUUUAAUCCAUGGCACUAGGUUCACGGGAGGGGGUUGGGGCAGGAUAGGCCAUGGGAAAUGAAGUUGACUUGGAGAUAGUCAGAAAGCUUUGGUGUGGCCUCUUGUGCCCAAGAUAACCCAGGAGGUUCAUGCUCCUGAAGCCAAUGGAAUCUAGGGCCCAAACCUUCUCAUCUCAGUGUGGACAAAAUCUAGGUGUAGAAUGGGGUGUUCGGGGGACUCCCCAUAGAGAGAGGGUGUGAGACCCUCACCUUGGCACUGGAAGAGUUCAGGCCUCAAACAGAUGGGGCCCAGGAUGGUAGAGGCGACAGUGCUGCUCUGCUGUGGCCAGCACGUCCCAGAGGUACAUGUGGACAUGGAGGGCAGUGGUUGCUGAAAUGGCCAUGGGCAUUGGACUCUGCUGGAGUGGGGACACCUGGCACUGACUAUGCCAUCCUGCACCAGGCACUUUCACUUCCCUUAGAAUAGGCCCCUUACACUCUGCUCCCCACAGUUUGCAUCGGAAGAAAUGGAAGAGACCUGCUUAAGGUCACAUACCUAGUGGCAGAGCAGGGACCCUGCGCAGGGUGGUCUGACAGCAAAGGCUGCAAUCCUUCCUUCCCCUUGGUGCUGAAAAAGAAAGGUUUCUAACUUGCUUUCAAAGCGAGUUCCUAUCAGCUCCAUUGUGGGCAGGGUGGGGCUGCUACACAUUCUGCAGAGUGGCUGGGGCCAAGCCCGGCCUCUAGUCAGCAGGGGUGCACCCCGGGGCGCUGGGAGUCCAGGCCCGGUUUUGCAUCAGGCCCUGCUGAGGUGUUUCCUCCUCCUCAGUGUGGGGCAGCUGCUGGCCGGGGUGCCUGUUGAGUCAGCCUUCUUCCCUCACAGCUCUUCUCCCAGUCCCUGAAACUCGGCUGCCAGGGGAGCUGGAGCCACCUACGAAGGUGUCCUCCCUACAGGAAGCUACGUGUGCCCAGCUGGGGCACAGCCCCAGCUGAUGCCCCAGAGGGGCCACCCAUCUCAAGAGGGGCUUUGGGCUCUGCCCUCUCUCUCCAUGGCGCAUGGGCCAAAGCCUGAGCCUGAAGGACUGUUGGACCUCAGCUUCCUGACAGAGGAGGAGCAGGAGGCCAUUGCUGGCGUCCUCCAACGAGAUGCCCGCCUGCGCCAGCUGGAGGAGGGGCGUGUCAGCAAGCUCCGGGCCUCACUGGCAGACCCCGGGCAGCUGAAGAUCCUGACAGGGGACUGGUUCCAGGAAGCACGCUCCCAGCGGCAUCACAGUGCCCACUUCGGCUCUGACCUUGUUCGAGCCUCUAUGCGCAGGAAGAAGAGCUCCAGGGGAGACCAGGCUCCAGGCAGCGACGGGGAGGCCGAGGCUGCUGUGAAAGAGAAGGAAGAUGUGCCAGAACCCAGGCUCUCCAUUGAUGAGGCGGCCCCCCAGGAGAGGCUCAGGGAGCCUGAGGGACCUGAUUUCCCAUCGCCUUAUGUCCCUCUAAAGGCUUCAGAUCCUGAGGAGGCGUCCCAGGAAGGCCCUGGCCAAGGGGACCUGCAGAUCUGUGCCGACAAGGCGGACCCGGAGCCGGAGCCCGCGUCGGGGGGAGAGCAGGAGCCCGGGCCGCUGAAAGCCCAGGUAGGCGGGAGUGGCCCGCGGCUGCGCUCAAGACCCGGAGCGGACUCUGGACGGGGAGCGCUCCGGCCCAAGCCUGCAAGCAGCCUGCGACCCAGGGCGUUCGGGGCAGGGGCGGGGAAAGAAGGGGCGCCCCGUCAUUUGCCCCCUCUGCAGACCAAGGACGUAUCCCAGAUCCUGGAGAACGGGGAGGAGGCCCCAGGGUCCGACCCCUCACUCAACUGCAUGCUCAGCAGCAGCUCCUCCGUGUCCAGCCUUAACUCCUCCACGCUGAGUGGCAGCCAGUUGAGCCUGUCCGGCGAGGCGGAGGCGGUGCAGGUGCGCGGCUCCGUGCACUUCGCGCUGCACUACGAGCCGGGCACUGCCGAGCUGCGCGUGCACGUGAUCCAGUGCCAGGGCCUGGCUGCCGCCCGGCGCCACCGCUCCGACCCCUACGUCAAAAGCUACCUCCUCCCCGAUAAGCAGAGCAAGCGCAAGACGGCGGUGAAGAAACGGAAUCUGAAUCCAGUUUUCAACGAGACUCUCCGGUACUCCGUACCGCAGGCCGAGCUCCAGGGCCGCGUGCUGAGCCUGUCCGUGUGGCACCGCGAAAGUCUGGGUCGCAACAUCUUUCUGGGCGAAGCUGAAGUGCCUCUAGACACGUGGGACUGGGGCUCUGAGCCCACCUGGCUCCCCCUGCACCCCCGGGUCCCACCCUAUCCCGACGACCUUCCCAGCCGAGGGCUGCUCUCCCUGUCCCUCAAGUACGUCCCAGCCGGCUCCGAGGGCACAGGACUGCCCCCGAGCGGGGAGCUGCACUUCUGGGUGAAGGAGGCUCGGGACCUUCUGCCGAUUCGGGCAGGCUCCCUGGACACUUACGUACAAUGCUUCGUGCUGCCUGAUGACAGCCGGGCCAGCCGCCAGCGUACAAGGGUUGUGCGACGCAGCCUCAGCCCUGUGUUCAACCACACCAUGGUGUAUGAUGGCUUUGGGCCUGCUGACCUGCGCCAGGCUUGUGCUGAGCUCUCCCUCUGGGACCAUGGGGCCCUGGCCAGCCGCCAGCUGGGGGGCACACGUCUCAGCCUGGGCACUGGCAGCAGCUAUGGGCUGCAGGUGCCCUGGAUGGAUUCCACACCAGAGGAGAAGCGGCUGUGGCAGGCCCUCCUGGAGCAGCCGUGCGAGUGGGUGGAUGGCCUUCUACCGCUCAGAACCAACCUGGCCCCCAGGACGUAGCCUGAUCAAACCUCUCUCUCUGGACCCCCAUCUCAGGGCCUGCCCUUGGCUAAAGUCAAUAAAGUCUCUUCUAAGAGCAA